Messenger RNA from Marchantia polymorpha subsp. ruderalis, 3705 nucleotides. The record is from the annotation of a GenBank genome assembly. NCBI's taxonomy places the organism in Eukaryota, Viridiplantae, Streptophyta, Marchantiopsida, Marchantiales, Marchantiaceae.
GGGUGGGUUGAGGGCUUAGCUUCUCCCGAGUUGCUUUCCUGCAUGCCUACCAGGAAGCUGGGAGGUUGCAAGGGGGCGAUGAGCAGAUGAUGCACUUUUAUUUUCUAGGCGUGGUGACGACGAUCGGACAACGACGAUUCCUAUAACUGUGGAUCUGUAGGUCCGUCGUGAACUCGACCUCUCUGGAGGAGGAAGAAGACUGCGAAAGAGUCCACACCACUUCCGCUUGUCUGCUUGCAGGAUGGGCUCAGCUGGCUUGGCACCACCGAGCGAUCGGCUCGUUGACUAGUUAGUAGUAGUGGCAGACGGACGGAAGGAAGGAAGGAAGGAAGGAAGCACGGAGCAACUGGCCCCAUCAGUGCAAUUCCUGUCGCUUUCAUCAGAUUUUACGUGAAAUGAUAAAAAGCUCACAAGUUUUACGAUCUCCCCCCAUCAGACGAUGACAUCGAGCGCAUAGUCGCUCUUAAACGAGGCCUGGGCUUCUGUACCCACACCGUUGGGUUGAUUCACUUUUGCACACCGGACCUGCUGCUACGGAAAUAUACACACCAAGCUCGCAAGCGAUCGGGCCAGACGAAGAGCUAGAAGAGUAAGAAGAAAGAUAGGCCUCUCUCUCUCAAGUCCUGUACAAACGUUCGAAGGUGACAUUCAGUUAGUGCCGGAAGGCAAUCAAUCAUGACCCGGGAUCCAUCGAGUGCAGAGCUCAGAACACAUGGGAUCUCCAUCGCUGCUAUGAGGACUACGUCUCGUAACUCCUCGGAAGACUCGUCAUGAAUGCCCGUGCUGUGAUUCCAGCGAAUUCAGUCCUGGGCAAUCAAUGACACUCGCUUGGUAACCCCAAGAAUUCACCGCUCGGCCGCUCUCGACUCGCUCUCUAGUUCGCGUCUGCGAGGUCGAGUGAUCUUUGCGGCCACGUCCUGAUCAGGUAAUAUAUCGUUCAGUCCAGGCCUGUGAUCCCCGAAACUCUCGUCAGUCCUACCGAGCUGUGAGCUCAGGGAAGAUUUGGAUGUUGGGAACUCAUGAUGGAGUUUAUUUCUACCACAGCCCGAUCGGUUCGUGAUGUGACAUGCCGUUCCACAACGAGCUGGGGAAGAUCCCUAGCACAAUGAUGCGUCGUCAGGCUGAUCAUGAUUGUAAGGAGUGGUAGCUCGUCAGCUUGAGGAUACGAAACCCAUGCAUAAUAAUACGUGAGCAUUCGGGUCCGAAGCUCGGAAUGUAGAAUCACGAAAGCUGGUCACAAAGUUCGGAAAGUUCCUCCGAGGACUCGAGUGUCAGGAUUUAGCGACAUGGAUUUUCGUGGAGUGCACCACUGACGUGAUUGUACUGGCUGAUCUUCCAGAGCAAGCAGGCAGGUCGAGUCUUCGAGAGGACGGUGUUCUCCGAGACGGGCGCGGCGGCCGAGUGAGUGAGCUUCCGAUCUGACGGCAGCAGCAGCAGCGGCCGCUUGUGAUUAGUGCGAUUCGUCGACGCUGCCAUGAAGACGGUCGAGAAAGGGCCUGCCGGCACCUACAGCCGCCCGGCGUACGCCAGAAGGGGCUUCGUCACCUUCGGAGCCAUAGCUCUGCUGCUGAUAUUCUUCGUGGGAGAGGUGAGCCUCCAGAAGCUGAUGGUUCUCCACACCUGGUCGCUCCAGACGCUGCAAUCCUCAUACUGCAGCUGCCAAUUCGACACGGACGAGGUCAGCAGCAGCAGCAGCUUCAACCAGCAGAAUCGCACGUACCUCAGCCCUCCGCGAAUCAUCCUCACCAAGCCCACGGUGCACGAGGCGUUCGAGAACAAAGUCACGUUCAUCCGCAACAUCAGCUCUCAGACGCCAGCCGGCAAACGAUUCAGAACCUCCAUCGACGAGAAUAAGAAUGUGCACCAGUUCGGGCUGACGACGGUCCGCAAUGUGUGCAUGAGGCCCGACGGCGCCAUCGUGAUGGUGGGCGUGACGGAGGCCGAGAUUCGACGAAACAUUUCUCAAGUUCCCGCUCUGGACCAGGAAUGGAGGUCCAGCUACAACUGCUCGACGAGCGAUGGCUGCGUGGGGUUCGAGACGGCAGAUCAUCUCCCGCCCAAUGUGACGAUGGUGCCCGGCACCACCGUCCACAUUCUGCCAUACCUCGGCAAUGUGUUCCACCAUUUCGCUGACCGAAUUUGGCCGCACAUCGCUGGAUUUCAGUACCCUCUGAACGAGACCAGCGCGCAUCCCGUGAAUCAUUUCAUCGUGCACCGCUUCUCGACCUGGAUGGAUCAAGCUCGCCAUAACAUGGACCGCAACACUCUGAUGUACCAGAUCCGGAUCCUCGGCCGCCAAGCUCCAAAGGCCGAUUUCCUUCUCGUGGACGGGCUCAAGCCCACGGAUCUGGUGUGCUACGAGAGCUUGGUCCUCGCGUGCGCGACGUGUGACAGAAUCAGCAACAAGCUCGGCUUCAACAUCACCAGUCCUGCUCUUCUGGCCUACAGGCACGCAGCUCUCAAUUACUUCCGGGUCCGCGAGCCGGCGGUGCCUCUUCCUCCUCACCCUCUGCGGGUGACUUUCUAUGGCCGACGCGAUACCAAACGGAGACGGAUCGUGAACUCUCAGGAAGUUGUCGAUCAUCUGCGGAAGUGGACGAAUCCUCCACUGGACGUCGUGUUCGUGGACGACUUGAUGGCCAGCGGGAAAUACAAUCAGUCUCUGCCCGAGGUGGUGUCUCUCUUUUCUCAGACGGACAUUUUUAUCACGCCGCAUGGAGCUAAUACCUGGACCUCUUUGUUCAUGCCCAAGCACGCAGCGGUGAUCGAGAUCUAUGGGCCUUGUGGUCCCAGUACGUGGCUGGGGACCAUCGUUCAGGCUGUCGGUCUGAAGCAUUCGACCAAGACCAAUCCGUAUGACAAAAUCAUCGCUUCUCCUCUGGCCGGGAACACCACGGAAUGCGAGGGCGCGUUGAGAACUCCCGACUUUACCAUCGACAUUGCCAAGCUCGACAAUGCCAUUCACAAGCUGGCGCUUCCCAUGUUUGGAAGCCGUGACAGAAUACCUCGUCACUGGCUCUACGAUUGGACUUCCCAUGGAGAGUACCAAGAACACGAACAACAACAAGCCCGUGUACCUCAUGUUCACCUGCAAUAACGCUCAUCUCGUUAUCGACGACUCGUUUUGUUGUAAAAUGUCAUUUAGCUUCAGCUCUUAGUAGCUUGAGAGAGAUAGAUAGACAAGUACACGUCAAACUAGAGCAGUGAAUAUAGAUGGCCUUCUCCGGAAGUGAUUCAGAUCGAUCCUUGUUCCAGCGAAGUGGCCUCGGAUUGUUUAGUUAGUUUCACAUGAUCUCAUAUCUCUUCAAGUUGCAGGUGUGCCUUGUGAGCUUGAGUUGCGAGGCUGAUAUCUUGUUCCACGAGCUCGUGUGGAGUUGAAGUAAUUCUCUUCCACGCAGAUGAGCGUUCACCUUACUGUUACCCGGUAGGACUGCCUCCUAUGUAAGGCUGACCAUCGAAGAAAUGAUGGUUCCUCCCAGGUCUCCAAACGCCAAUGUGUCUCGAGAGCUGCUUGAGCUCCGGAUGCACGAGUUUUCAGGGAGAUUCCUAUGCUGACGGAGCAGCCUUUUAAUGAGUUUUCCUCGCUCAGAAUGAUCCAUCCUCUGGCCUUAGAUUAUAGUGUAGUUCUUUCCAGUUGAUUUCUCUUGAGUUCAUGAACCUAUUGGAUUCACAUGUCUAUAAAACUCUAAACCCUGCCUCCUCCAC